GCUGGGAAGGGAGAAGGAGAAAGCUUAGAUGGGCUAGCAUAGCUUCUCCUCUUGGGCCUUCAGGAUUCUUUGGGCAUCCGGCCCAUCCACCGAGCCGAAUCGAACCUUCCCCAGCACUCCAUCCCCUUCCCUCCCGGGACCGGAGGAGACGUCUUCCACCCGAGAUGCUCCUCCUCCGCCCCCCACGCCGCGCCGCUCCUCUCCUCCCCGCCGUCCACCGCGUCGCCAUGUCCUCCACCCCAGCCUCCCCCUCCGCGACGCCAUCCUCGUCACCGGCGGCAGAGUACCACUGCCGCACCAAGCACAGCCUGACGGCCGGCUACGCGCGCGGCCCGGGCCGCCUCGACUGGGCCAACCAGCCCAACCCCUUCCUCCGCUUCUCCCCUUCCCCCGCCACCCCUCUCCCCAACCCGCCAACCCCGGCGGCCGCCGUCCCCUACCCGGCCCUCUUCCACGCCCCGCCCCCGCCGCCGCGGCCGCUCUCGCUCGACUCCCUCUCCGACCUCCUCUUCCACUCGCUCGCCCUCUCAGCCUGGAAGUCCGCCGGCGGGUCCACCUGGUCCCUCCGCGUCAACCCCAGCAGCGGCAACCUCCACCCCACCGAGGCCCACGUCCUGUUCGAGGACCCGCGGGCGCCCGGCCGGCUCGUCCUCUCCCACUACGCGCCCCGCGACCACCUCCUCGAGGCCCGCGCCACCCUGCCCGCCGGGGACCGCUCGGCGCUCCUGCCGCCGCGGGCCACCGCCGUGCUCGCGCUCUCGUCCGUCUUCUGGCGGGAGGCCUGGAAGUACGGCGAGCGGGCGCUGCGGUACUGCAACCACGACGUGGGCCACGCGCUGGCCGCGGUCGCCUUGGCCGCGGCCACUCUCGGGUGGGAUGCGCGGUUGCUCGACGGCUUGUCCGAUCAGGACCUUGGGAGGCUAGUGGGGGUGGACAAAGGGUGCCCUGCCCCUGCUCCUCCGGACAAAAUCAAAAUGGUGAGUGGCAAGAAGGGACCGGCGCCAUGGGUGGAGAGGCAACACCCAGAUUGUGCUCUCCUGUUGUUCCCUGCGGGCUCAGAAGAGACGGAGGUGGACUAUGGGAGGAUGAGUGAUGCUCUGAGGGAAUUCGAUGAGUUGGAGUGGGUUGGCAAGGCGAAUGCGCUCAGCAAGGACCAUGUGGUGUGGGAUGUCAUUUACAAGACGGCAGAGGCAGUCAAGAAACACCAACCUAUGCCUGGGGAGCGCUUCUCGGUGAGCCCGUGGAACAUGAGCUCCAAAUUGUCUGAAGGGCUGUAUAAGGAUCUCACGGCACAGGAGGUGGUGCGGCGGCGGAGGAGUGCGGUUGACAUGGACGGGACGCACGUCAUGGGGAAGGAAGAAUUCUAUCAGAUACUGCUGCAUUGCUUGCCUUCAGGCGAGGUUAGCCCGGGGGAGCGACAGGGACCACAGAGCGCUCUACCAUUUCGCGUGUUGCCGUGGGAUGCAGAGGUGCACGCCGCACUGUUUGUGCACCGCGUCUCAGGGCUGCCCAAGGGGCUGUAUUUCUUGGUUAGGAACGAGGAGCAUUUCGAUACAUUGCGACAUGCUAUGAGACAGGACUUCGAGUGGGCUCGACCAGAUGGAUGCCCUGAUGGCCUCCCACUGUAUAGGCUUAUGAAAGGGGAUUGCCAGAGGUUGGCAAUGCAGAUAUCAUGUAUGCAGGAUAUUGCCUCACAUGGAUGUUUUAGCCUUGGGAUGAUUGCUCGAUUUGAACCUGUGCUGGAUGACAAAGGUGAAUGGAUGUAUCCUCGUUUAUUCUGGGAGACUGGUGUUCUUGGUCAAGUUCUCUACCUUGAGGCGCAUGCUGUAGGGAUAUCUGCCACGGGGAUUGGUUGCUACUUUGAUGAUGCUAGUAAGAUGAUACAGUAUUUUCAAAAGACCAGUUAGUAAUUGAACUUUAUGUAUGCUCCCUCAACUAUAUAUGUUCAUGAGGUUCUUGGUUUGAAAGACCUGGAGUUCCAAAGCUUGUACCAUUUUACGGUGGGUGCCCCUGUGGUUGACAGGCGGAUCAUGAGUCUCCCUGCGUACCCAGGGCCAGGGAUUGAUGCAUGAUUCCUAUUUUCUAGCUCAGCCCACGGAUCAACAUCUGAAUGCCUGGAUGAAGUACAACUUGUGUUCUUGUAUAGGAAAGGAGCCGAGUGAAGGGAACUUAUGACGGUAGCACAGGUCUAUUAGGAUCUUGGUGCAUCAUCAGAUCGUGGUAUGUUAUGUAUAGUCAUGCGAGCAUAAGAAACAGAAGGGUUGCUCAGAGAUAUGUAGAGGGCAUGCUUGGUUGGCUGCCGAAUUUUGGCUAGUAACAACUGUGAGUUUCUCCUGGGACGGGCAUCCCGAUUUUUUUUUCUGGAAUCUCAAAGUAAAUCGGUUAUCGAUACACCAAGCAACUCCACAUGGAUAUCUAAAUUCAAAAUCUCGGGUCACUUGUUUGCCCGUUGGGAUGAUAUUCAUAGAAGUGUAAUGUUUAUGACCUUUCUGGUGUAAGAGCACAUACAGCAAGAGAACCCUCUGAAUUCUAGAAA
Molecule: messenger RNA, 2536 nt
Organism: Triticum aestivum (bread wheat)
Lineage: Eukaryota; Viridiplantae; Streptophyta; Magnoliopsida; Poales; Poaceae
Exons: 3
Coding region: 165-1907 (580 amino acids)
Molecular function (GO): oxidoreductase activity
Source: RefSeq, a predicted model, not a curated record